AUGAACCACGCCUUGCGCAGGAACCCGCACGGCACCAACGGCAAGCUGCAACCCUGAUCUUGCUUGCGUUUGCCAAUUGCCAAUCGCCAAUCGCCAACUGCAGCUGCAGCAAUUGCGGAGCUCCGCAGCCAUUCGCGACCGACGACAGUCCGCCGAGCAUCGCCUUCCUUCCCACCGUCACAACGGCGCCAAACGUCGAAAUCGCAGCAUCAGGAAAUCGAACGGAAAAGCCUCACAAGCAAACACACCCUGGUCCAUGCAUCUCGUGUGUCCCAUGUCUCCCUCUGACCCAUGACGGAUCUGUUGCGCGUGCUCCCGCACUUCCCUGUCGGGCAGUUCGCGAGGCUGAUUCCCGCGUUGGAGAAGCAUGCCAUCUCCACGAGCGACCUCUUGACCCUCGAGGCAGCUGAUAUUGGGAAGAGGACCCAUCUCCCGUUACUAGAUGUCAAGCGUUUGUGCGAUGCACAACACCCGCCCACCAGCGAGUUGAGGAAGACGGUCGCCUCUCUCUCCGCACAAUGGCAGACUAUCAGCACCCUCGAUCCCGACUUGGACCGCGCCCUGGGCGGUGGCAUCCCGGCCGGUUACGUGACCGAGGUGACGGGCGAGUCCGGCGCCGGCAAAACCCAGUUUCUGCUCUCCCUCCUCCUCUCGGUCCAACUCCCGCCACCCCACGGCCUUGGCCGCCCGGCGCUCUACAUUAGCACCGAAGCCCCGCUAUCGACCCGGCGCCUUGCCCAGAUGCUCUCGGCUAACCCGCUCUUCCAACGCCUGCCCCCUUCGCAGCGGCCCUCCCUCGACAACAUCAUCAGCACCGUCACCCCAGACCUUGAAAGCCAAGACCACAUUCUGACCUUCCAAGUCCCCGUUGAAGUCGAACGGCGCGGCAUCGGCCUCGUCGUCCUCGAUUCUGUCGCCGCCAACUACCGCGCCGAGUUUGAGCGCUCUGCCUCCUCGUCAGGGGGCAAGCACGGCUCCAACAUGGGCGCCCGCAGCACCGAGCUCGUCAAGCUAGGCAUGCACCUGCGCGACCUCGCACAGCGGCACAACCUCGCCGUGGUCGUCUCCAACCAGGUGGCAGACCGGUUCGGCGGGGACGAACCACCCACCCACCCGGCCCUCCUCCUCGACCACCAGCAGCGCUGGUUCACCGGCUGGGGCGACGACCCCCGCGCCCAGCACGCGCUCAAGACACCCGCCCUCGGGCUCGUGUGGACGACCCAGGUGGCUGCGCGCAUCGCGCUGUCGCGGCGGCCGGCCGCAUACCGUGCUCGUUCGAGUUCUUUGCGAGCGGCUGGAGGGGGGUCCGGGUGGGAGCGGUGGAUGAAGGUUGUUUUUGCGGCGCAUGCGAAGGAGAGUGGGGUUGGGACGAGGGGGGGCGCGGUGGGGUUUGAGGUUUGGAUGGGAGGGUUGAGGGCUGUUGGGGAGGGGAGGGAGGAGAGGGAGGAUGAGGGGGGCACUGGGGAUGGGGAGGGCGAGGCUGAAGGGGAGUGA
Chaetomium fimeti is the source of this 1494-nucleotide messenger RNA. RefSeq names its product P-loop containing nucleoside triphosphate hydrolase protein. The coding region runs from base 292 to 1494 and encodes 400 amino acids. Lineage: Eukaryota; Fungi; Ascomycota; Sordariomycetes; Sordariales; Chaetomiaceae. The transcript is spliced from 3 exons. Gene Ontology annotation, molecular function: double-stranded DNA binding; ATP binding; ATP-dependent DNA damage sensor activity. Gene Ontology annotation, cellular component: condensed nuclear chromosome. The record is from RefSeq and is a predicted model, not a curated record. Gene Ontology annotation, biological process: mitotic recombination; DNA recombinase assembly; chromosome organization involved in meiotic cell cycle.